UGCAAAGAUGGCGUGGAGGUGCACUGUGUCGAAUUUGCGAGUGGUGACUUCCCUCUGCUUGCACGGUCCGAUGCCCUGGCAGCCUUUGCACAGGACGGUACGGAUCACCUGGCCGCUGCGGAAUUUGAGCACCGGCCGACCGGCUCUCUCCGCUCGCAAGUUUACAGACAAACAUGAAUGGGUGAUGGUUGAAAAUGGAAUUGGUACAGUGGGGAUUAGCAAUUAUGCCCAGGAAGCAUUAGGAGAUGUUGUAUAUUGUGGAUUGCCAGAGAUAGGCACAAAGUUAAACCAAUUGGAUGAAUUUGGUGCUCUGGAAAGUGUGAAAGCUGCUAGUGAAUUGUAUUCACCCCUGACUGGAGAGGUAACUGAUAUAAAUAAGGCUCUUGCUGACAAUCCAGGACUAGUCAAUAAAUCUUGCUAUGGAGAAGGUUGGCUUAUUAAAAUGACAAUCGAUAAUCCUGCUGAAGUUGAUGAAUUGAUGGAUGAAGAGGGCUAUGAGAAAUUCCUAAAAUCCAUUGAAGACUAAGUCAUUCUUCAUUCUUUAGCAAUAAAAUAAAAUGCUCAUC
Messenger RNA from Hemiscyllium ocellatum (epaulette shark), 566 nucleotides. Its product is annotated as glycine cleavage system H protein, mitochondrial-like. The record is from RefSeq and is a predicted model, not a curated record. Gene Ontology annotation, cellular component: cytoplasm; mitochondrion; glycine cleavage complex. Gene Ontology annotation, biological process: protein lipoylation; glycine decarboxylation via glycine cleavage system. The coding region runs from base 8 to 526 and encodes 172 amino acids. NCBI's taxonomy places the organism in Eukaryota, Metazoa, Chordata, Chondrichthyes, Orectolobiformes, Hemiscylliidae. The transcript has 5 exons.